Gongylonema pulchrum is the source of this 1773-nucleotide messenger RNA. The record is from the annotation of a GenBank genome assembly. NCBI's taxonomy places the organism in Eukaryota, Metazoa, Nematoda, Chromadorea, Rhabditida, Gongylonematidae.
AUGAGCUCAUUGUCAGACACGGCUGCUGACACAAUCCAGCAACAUGCGGGGCAAGAAGAUGGUUUGAAUUUAGAAGCGUUGCUGAAUCCGGAAUUUUAUUGUCGUGAAGUGGAUUUCGUGAUACCAGAAAUGGUAAUAGAUUCACUGUGCCAAGACGGAUGGAAUAUCCCCAACCCGUGUACUCCCCGUGUCCCAAAUAUCCAACCAGCACCGGUAUCGAAUUCCGAAAAUUUCAAUCUUGCAACUUUAAUUAACGCAGAAAAUUUCUUGUCUUGGAAUGCUAGUUCGCUUUUAGACCAGCUCGAGAACGAAUUACCUGAUGAGCUUCAAAAAAGUGAGCCUAAAAUUAUUGCCGGGGGAAUUAUUGCUGAACAACAACGUACAAAUUCAUUCGAUCCUUUUCGCACGCAAACUGUUAGAAUUCCGAGGUCUGAUACUUUGUCCAGUGAAGUGGAUUUUGAGCCGCCAAACAUACAAACUGAUACAAAUCAGCCUAUGAAUAUGAUGCGCCAACAAGGAGGGUGCAUCGACAACCCACACACUAUCUAUCUUCCAAAUAUUCAGACAGUCAAAACGUCAAAUCCCGAACAUUUUAACCCUCCAAAUAACGUGGAAAAUUUUUUGCUCCGUGGCGGUAGUUCACUUUUGACUCAUUUUGUCAACCGUCUACCUGAAAACGAGUUUCACAAAAGUGCGCCAGUUAUUACUGCAGGAGAAAUUAUUGCUGAACAGCAGUAUACAAGUUUAUCCAAUCCUUAUGGCACGCAAACUGUUAGAACUACGAGAUCUGACACUUUGUCCAGUGAAAUGGAUUUUGAGCUGCCAGUCAAGAAGACUGAUACAGACCAACAAAAUAUCGAGCAAGAUAAUUUAAACUCUAAUACAGUGAUGAUUUCUUCGAAGCCUAUGGAUACGGAAUUUUUUCUUCUGGAUUUCGAUACACCAGAACCGCCGAUGAAUACAUUGCAUGAACAAGGACGGGGCAUCGCACAGGCUAUCCAUACUCCAAACGUUCAGGCAGCAGAAACAUUGAAUCCUGAACGCUUCAGCUUUGUAACUAUUAAUAGAAGGGAAAAUUUUUUGCCUUCGGAGAGUAAUUCGCCUGUGACCCAGUCCGAAAACCAUCCACCUGAAGCAAAACUUCGCAAGAAGGAUCCAGAUAUUAUUGUCGGGUGGAUUAUUGCUACUCCACUGCAUACAAACUUAGUCACUCCCUAUGACGGGCAAACGACUAAAGCUUCGACAUUGGGUACAAUCGAAGGGCUUGCACCCCAGCAAGAUUCAGCGCAAGAAUAUUUGAUGGCCCAAUACCACUGCAGCUAUGUCAGCUGCAACACGCGCACGUCUUCAUUCCAAGAAUUCAAAGUGCACCUCAGAGGCCACAAUCGGGAAGGUGAAAAUCGCUGUUACUGGCUUAACUGCGGCCAAAAUUUCUCAAGUCCGCAAAAUCUCGACUUACAUUUCUCCGAUCAUUUAAUGGUUGAUUAUUCUAGACCUGACAAACAUAAGUGCACAGAAUGCGGUCAGUUCUUCUGCGCGGAAAGUCUACUGCAACUGCAUCGCAAAAGUAUUCAUCCCCAAGGUAAAAGCCGCUUGAUUUUAAUGAAGCCUAGUGAAAAGAAAAAAAAAACGCAUUAUCCUGAGUAUCAUUCAAUUGUGUGUAUAUACACCUAUGUGUGCGCAAGCAUGUAUGUUUCUUUAUGCAUGCAAAUAAUUCAGUUUUGGAAUGACAAAUAUCUUACAAAACGCGAUUUUUCACUACAUACAAAUUAG